This is a messenger RNA of Synchiropus splendidus (mandarinfish), 3645 nucleotides long. RefSeq names its product protein tyrosine phosphatase non-receptor type 12 (gene ptpn12). Gene Ontology annotation, biological process: peptidyl-tyrosine dephosphorylation. Lineage: Eukaryota; Metazoa; Chordata; Actinopteri; Syngnathiformes; Callionymidae. The transcript is spliced from 17 exons. Gene Ontology annotation, molecular function: non-membrane spanning protein tyrosine phosphatase activity. The record is from RefSeq and is a predicted model, not a curated record. The coding region runs from base 435 to 2873 and encodes 812 amino acids. Gene Ontology annotation, cellular component: cytoplasm; nucleus.
CAGGGAGGGGCACCGAGUCGGCCUGCUGGAGCGUAUAGGACCGAGGACGGGGACUCUUCUUCUCGGUGCGCCGGAGCUCAGAACUGAGUAUAAAUAUUCGCGAGCGGCGAGGGAGGACCACGUAGCCGCGCCUCAGGCGAAGUAUACCGGCCUUCUGGUGGAGAGAGCUGGACACUGAGAGCCGCCACAACGGCCUUCCGCUCUCGUCGUCCCCCCUGCUGGCUCCCACGCCGACCGUGGACCUGGGAGCGACCGUGAGGCCAAAGAAAGGGGGUAGUGGCGGUUCGACAUGGGGCGGCAGCUCCGCAGGAGAAGCUGAGGAGCGAGCAUGAGUCCCGGGGAGGAGCCGUGACCACUCUUCUGCCACCAGCCGCCUCGUCCGUCUCCCUGUGGAGCCCGAUUGUUGUUUGGACGCGGGCAGGAGAGGAACGAGGAUGGAGCAAGCCGGCGUCCUGAGAAGCUUCAUUCAGGGAGUGAAGUCCAUGAGCCGCGGGGACGAAGAGCGAGGAGAGGACAGCUUCGCCUGCGACUUCAUGCGUCUGCGCCGACUCUCCACCAAAUAUCGCACAGAGAAGAUCUACCCGACAAACGAGGGAGAGAGGGAGGAGAACGUGAAGAAGAAUAGAUACAAGGAUAUACUACCAUUUGAUCAUACUCGGGUGAAACUGACGUUACAGACGUCAACAGAGGACUCUGAUUACAUCAACGCAAAUUUUGUCAAGGGUGUGGAUGGUCCAGAGUCCUACAUUGCCACCCAAGGGCCACUUCCCAACACCGUCCUGGACUUCUGGCGGAUGAACUGGCAAUACAACAUCACGGUCAUCGUCAUGGCAUGCCGGGAGUUUGAGAUGGGUCGGAAAAAGUGUGAGAAGUAUUUCCCCUUGAUGGGGGAGGGGUCGCUGAGCUUCGGACCCUUCACUAUCGCCUGUGAAUCCGAACAGUCCAGAACUGACUAUUUCAUCAGGACGUUGUUGGUCAAGUACCAGGAGGAAAGCCGCAGGAUCACUCAGUUUCACUACAUGAAUUGGCCAGACCACGACGUCCCGUCCUCGUUUGACUCCAUCCUGGACAUGAUUGGGUUGAUGAGGGAGUACCAGGAGGACAACCACGUCCCCAUCUGUGUCCACUGCAGUGCAGGCUGCGGGAGAACGGGAGCCAUCUGCGCCAUCGACUACACGUGGAAUCUGCUGAAGGCUGGAAAAAUCCCUGAAGACUUCAAUGUCUUCCGUCUAAUCCAAGAGAUGAGGACCCAGCGACACUCUGCUGUCCAGACCAAAGAGCAGUACGAGCUGGUCCACCGAGCCAUAGCACAACUGUUCCAGAAACAGCUGCAGGUCCUGGAAGGUCCCGGAACCCACAUCCUUGAUAACAUGGUCCAGAGUUUAGACAAGUGUGGUCAGCAGUCAGAUGAUGAGAGAUUGGACACUCCUCCCCCCAAACCUCCACGCAUCCGGAGCUCUCAGGUGGAGGGAGAUGUGAAGGAGGAAAUCCUGCAGCCCCCGGAGCCUCACCCUGUGCCCCCUAUUCUCACCCCGUCUCCCCCCUCUGCCUUCCCCACCGUCACUGAUGUCCGGCAGGACAACGACCGAUACCAUCCCAAACCUGUGAUCCAUGUUUUGGCGACGGCCUCCUCUCAGAACCAGAACUGGGACCCACAUCAGAACCAGCCAACUCAGAGUGCGUCGGAACUCAAAGACAGGGAUCUGCCUGAUCCUGCGCCGCCAGCUGAUCUGGACUUAAACGACAAUUACAGCAACAGAGCCAAGGCAGAGCCAGGUCACAGUCCUGCGCCCUCCUCACCACUCUCCCCGGUUCUGGACAGCUCUGGGGUACCUCGGAUCGAGAGGAAGCUCAGCAUUGAGAUCAAGAAGGUGCCGCUGCAGGAGGGUCCGCGCAGCUUUGACACCUCAGCAGCCAAUCAGUCUGUGGCACUGCAGCGAAGCCACGCCUUCAAAGCCCGUUCUGGUCCAUCACUGCUUACCUCCAGCUCCUCUCUGUCUGAGGAGUCAGGGACCGAGGGAGCUGAAGGUGGGAUCCUGGCCAGACCCAACCACCUGCCAGUGAACCCAGAGAGGACGAAGGGUCAGGACAAGGCUGGGCAGGCAACCUGGACCCAGUCCUGCAGCAGUCCGGACAAGCUCUCCAAGCCUUACUUGGACCAGUUCGCCCCUUCAUCUUCGUCCUCUUCGGACAUUGCUCCCCCAUCAUCAUCGUCCUCUUCCUCAGAGCAUGCCCCUGCCUCGUCCUCUUCCUCCUCCCAUCUCUCCCCUCCCUCCUCCACCUCCUCCUCCUCCACGCCAGUCCGGACUGCCCUGAGCUUCACCAACCCGCUACACUCUGACAAUUCAGAGGAAGAGGGUGACAUGGAGCUGACUGCUGCCCGGGACAGCUAUCACAUCAGCGUCUCCAUGGCAACAGUCACAGCCACUCAUCAUGGUGACCAGCCGAUGCUCAGGAAGGUUUCAUCCAUGUCCAUCGCUGGACAGACUUCCCCAACCUCUGACCCAGAGAAGUUCUGGGACAGCGACGACUCCCCCCCUCCUCUCCCAGAGAGAACCCCAGAGUCCUUCGUCCUGGCCUCAGGUGCGUCAUUGAUCGCUGCACCCUGGUCCACAUCCCAGCACUUUUUUUUUUUUAGAACUUCCUGUCUGAAGCCCUGCCCACUUGACUAUCUACAGGAGUGUGUGUGUGUCUGUCUGUAUAUCUGUCUGCUUUAUAUCAAUAUAAGUGUUUUUGACUGUGAUUCUUUCUCAGAUAUAUCAGAGGUGAAGAACUCAACUGAAGCCACUGGGCCUAAUAGAGGUGUGUCUGAGUGCAUUCAAAAGACAUCUCCUGCUUCUACCGGACCCUCGGACCUGGGUGGGGUUCGGUAGCUGCUGGGGUCUGCCGCAGGGCCCGCAUAAACCCCCGCUGGAGUGGACCUGAUGGUGGAGCCAGUUUGAUCCCACCUGGAGACAAACGCCACCAAAGAGACUAGUUCUUUUCACUUCUUCCCCUGACGUGCCUCCAGUCUGACCGAAUCAGAACCCACCCCUGUGUUCCAAGAACCCUGGAGGCUCCAUGGGUCUACUGACAUUAGCUCUGUUUCUUCAGUUCAUGCUCGUUUCAAUCUGGGGUCCAGAACUUUCCGGUGGAUUGUCUUCAGCACUGGAAAAGUAGAGACACCAGGGGGCGCCAGGCGACAAUCCUGUCUUAUCCUGAUCCUCAUGCAUGGACCAGGAACCUGUCUGGAACAUGGUCCUUCAGUGGGAACUCUACUGGGACAGAGAUCCAGACUCAGCUGGACACCUGAGUCUUGUUCCAGAAUCUCUGGGGUUUUUUUCUGAUUUUUCAUCUUUUUUUAAGGUCUAUCUUGGGUUCUGAAAUUCUGGAGGAUCAAUAAUCUCACAGGCAGAACCAUCAACAUCAGCACGAGUGUGUGACGAAGACGAACAUGGAGAUUUCCAUGCUGCUGAUCCUUUUUAAAGUUAUUUUUGUAACCGUGUUUGCUGCAGCCUUCACUCGCGCAUCUUUGAACCCUCAGUGAGCUCACCUGUGCCUUUAUGACAGAGCCCGCCCCCUUCUGCUCCUCCACCAAUCGGUGAUGACUUCGCAGUCACACAUGGACACGUUUGUAUGUUGCUGAAAUCAAUCAACAAAAUAAAA